AUGUCUUCCGACGCUGCUCACAUGGAGCAGGCCUCCUCCAUGGCCGAGGUUGCGCGGAACCGCAACAUACAGAACCAUGGCUCUUCGAAUCCCCUCACCAAGUCGCAAAAGGAGCCUUCGGUGUGUCCCACAGACCAGGAAGCAGUAACACCAAAACCGCAAAUGAAGAGUCUUGAAUACAUAUGGAAAUCUGGUGUUGCGGGUGGUUUAGCCGGUUGCGCUGGCAAGACCGUUGUUGCGCCAUUAGAUCGAGUAAAGAUUCUCUUUCAAGCCAGUAAUCCUCGAUUCGCGAAGUAUACAGGAUCAUGGGUUGGCGUUGCCAGCGCCAUGAAGGAUAUCCACCAUUAUGAAGGUAUCACGGGUCUCUACCGUGGACACUCUGCGACGCUUUUACGAAUUUUCCCAUACGCCGGUAUAAAAUUUCUUGCAUACGAACAAAUCCGAGCCAUUGUUAUUCCCGAUAGAGCACACGAGACACCGAUGAGGAGACUGCUCAGUGGAAGUUUAGCAGGUGUCACAUCCGUCUUCUUUACCUAUCCCCUAGAAGUUAUCCGAGUGCGACUGGCUUUCGAGACUAAGCGCGAUGGUCAUUCUUCUCUAUCUUCAAUAUGCCGCCAGAUAUACAACGAGCAACCUGUGGAGAAAGCAUCAGCAACCCGAUUACCGAACGCAUCUGCGCCUGUAUCCGCCGCUGCAGAGGCAACCGCAGCGACUGUCGAAGCCAUCGCUCCCCGAACUGGACUGGUCAACUUUUACCGAGGAUUUGCUCCGACUGUCAUGGGCAUGCUGCCUUAUGCCGGCAUGUCAUUCUUGACUCACGAUACUGUUGGUGAUAUUCUACGGCUACCGCGCUUCGCAAAGCAUACGACACUACCGAAGAAGGAGAACCAUCCCGAAGGAAAGCCAGCCGCUCUACGAUCAUGGGCAGAACUUACUGCUGGCGGCAUUGCUGGUUUGAUCUCACAAACGGUGUCGUACCCUCUUGAGGUAAUCCGUCGACGAAUGCAAGUUGGUGGAGCUGUUGGUGACGGUCGUCGAUUAAGGAUAGGCGAGACUGCCGGUAUGAUCCUCAGAGAGAGAGGUCCAUCUGGUUUCUUUGUUGGCCUAACUAUCGGAUACGUCAAGGUGUUCCCCAUGGCGGCGGUCGCCUUCUUCACGUAUGAGCGUAUGAAACUUGUCUUUGGCAUAUAG
Messenger RNA from Fusarium coffeatum, 1191 nucleotides. RefSeq lists its product as uncharacterized. Bases 1 to 1191 code for a protein of 396 amino acids. The transcript has 2 exons. Lineage: Eukaryota; Fungi; Ascomycota; Sordariomycetes; Hypocreales; Nectriaceae. Gene Ontology annotation, biological process: transmembrane transport. The record is from RefSeq and is a predicted model, not a curated record.